This is a messenger RNA of Amoebophrya sp. A25, 206 nucleotides long. Lineage: Eukaryota; Dinophyceae; Syndiniales; Amoebophryaceae. The record is from the annotation of a GenBank genome assembly.
CACUGCGAGAGCUAGCAGAGGGUGUCUUCGGAGUAUUAUGCUCAGGGAUGUUCCAUUUUACGGUCCUCAAUGCAUGCCGUCCGGCAAAGGAAACUUUCCUACUUCAUCUCGCCGUCGUCCUCGAAUAUGUUGACGGCCUAGUGCAUACCAUGGAAGACGCCGUAUCGGACGUGGCAGCAGAUCCCGAUCUCAUUCCAGGUACUUGA